Molecule: messenger RNA, 699 nt
Organism: Pecten maximus
Lineage: Eukaryota; Metazoa; Mollusca; Bivalvia; Pectinida; Pectinidae
Exons: 1
Coding region: 1-699 (232 amino acids)
Biological process (GO): DNA integration; DNA recombination
Molecular function (GO): DNA binding
Source: RefSeq, a predicted model, not a curated record
AUGGAAGACAUGACUCACUCCUUCCUGAUAAGGAAAAUGUUGAAGGGGUGUCAUAAUAUGGCAGGGAAGAGUGACUCAAGGCUCCCAAUUACAAAAGAUAUCCUGUAUAAGAUAAUCAAUGCCUUAGAAGCCACUGUCGAUGAUCCACUUGUUCGUAUACUUUUACGCACAAUAUUUCUGCUUGCCUUUAGUGCAUUUAUGCGUCUAGGUGAACUUGUAUGCAAGUCUUACGCAGAAUCAAACAAGGUCUUACAAAGAUCAGAUGUCAUACUCAUGUCAUCAGAAUCCCAAACACCGUCGGUCAAGAUGAUUUUACGACACUCCAAAACCCAGGUAGAUCAUCAUCCUAUUUCAUUACAUCUGGUGUCAAAGAAUGGUUUAUCAAAAUACUGCCCAGUGAGAGCGGUUCAACAAUAUGUAAAUGCCUUUGUUCAUACGGAUGGCCCCUUCUUCCAGAUGGCUAAUGGUUCACCAGUCACUUAUGCUUUUGUAACGCAACACCUCAAUCAAGCAAUACAUUUUGUGGGACUGGAUACAUCCUUGUAUAAGGGCCAUAGCUUUCGAAUUGGGGCUGCAACAGAAGCUGCCAAAAUGGGCUGUUCUGAAAACAUUAUUCAGAGACUUGGCCGCUGGAACUCAAUGCUGUCCAAAGAUACAUUCGUAUUAAGGCAUUUAGCUUAUAAAGAUGUGAACUUAUAA